AUGUCAAUAAUCAAUAUCGUUUUGUUCAUUGUAAUCUGUAUCCUCGGCCUGGCCGGGUUCGCCUCCGCUGAAGCGCCGCCUAUCCCCCCACUCCGGCGAGUCGCCGCAGACCACUCCGAGGAAGAGGACGACGACGACGACGACGACGACGACGGGAAUGACCUUCAUGCGGAGAUGCAUGCGUUGAUCGAAGAACAUAUGCUUCGUCUCGCCGCUGAAGAGCAAGAGGAGGUGCGAAGGGAGGUGGUGCGCCAAGAUCCGCCUACCGCUGUGGAACUGGAGACUAUUAGGUUAAUUGCCACCAGACAUCGAGAGAUAAAUGAGAGAAGGUUGCUUGCUAUCAGGCACCGGAUGACGAUGCAGCACCUCGGUCAACCGCCUAAUCGCGAGUACUUGGACGAGUUGUUCCACGAGAUCAAUGAGCUGCAGCGCCUCAAUAACCUGCAGCGCCCCAAUCCCCCGCCUGCUCCCGGGAACCUUGUGCAGGUGGAGCGCGAAGAUCCGCCUUCCAAUGUGGAACUAGAGAAUAUUGAGUUAAUGGCCACCAGACGCCGAGAGAUAAAUCAGAGAAGUUCGCUUGCUCUCAGGCACCGGAUGGAGAUGCAGCGCCUCGGUCAACCGCCUAAUCGCGAGUACAUGGACGAGUUGUUCCGCGAGGUCAGGGAGCUGCAGCGCCUCAAUCGCCUGCAACGCCCCAAUCCCCCGCCUGCUCCCGGGAGCCUUGUGCAGAUGGAGCGCGUUGAUCGGCCGCCUGCCCCCGGGGACACAGCGGCGAUGCAGCCGAACACUGCCCUACCUGUUAAUAUCUGGGGGGUGAGGGCAGCCCAACUGGAACAGCUCCCCCGCGUGAGGCCCCAGCGAGCGCCGAGAGGGCCGCCGGCAGAUGUGCAGGGAGUGGUACAGAGAGGGGGCCGGGGAAGGGCGCGGGGAAGGGCGCGGAGAGUGGCGUGGGGAGGGACGCCUCCGUAG
Molecule: messenger RNA, 969 nt
Organism: Morchella sextelata
Lineage: Eukaryota; Fungi; Ascomycota; Pezizomycetes; Pezizales; Morchellaceae
Exons: 1
Coding region: 1-969 (322 amino acids)
Source: RefSeq, a predicted model, not a curated record